Odontomachus brunneus is the source of this 1664-nucleotide messenger RNA. Its product is annotated as dipeptidase 1-like. Gene Ontology annotation, molecular function: metallodipeptidase activity. NCBI's taxonomy places the organism in Eukaryota, Metazoa, Arthropoda, Insecta, Hymenoptera, Formicidae. Gene Ontology annotation, biological process: proteolysis. The record is from RefSeq and is a predicted model, not a curated record. Bases 192 to 1469 code for a protein of 425 amino acids. The transcript has 11 exons.
GGGGCAUACAGCGUUCGUUAGUCGUUAUUUGAACCUAGCUGUUCAAUAGCGUGCGGAGAAGAAGGGAGAGAAGAUAGAUUUGUCGCCGUGGCAGUAAACGGGAGGUGUUACUGCACGCGGACAGUGCAUCAUUGGAGAGCGGAGAUAUACCAAUCUUAGCAGGCAACAUUUUUGUAUGUUGUACGGGAAAAAUGGUAUACAUUAACGUCGCCGUCUGCCUGUCAAUUCUUCUGUUUAUGAUCGGAUUAUCCGUGGGACUAAGCGUGAACACAUUUAAAGGUCGAGAUGCUCUCGACUCGGCACCGCUUAUCGAUGGUCACAACGAUCUACCAGAGAAUCUCUAUCAAAUGUUGAGCAAUAAUUUAUCGGCCUUUCACUUCGAAGACGAUCUGAGCAAUGACGAUGUAUGGGGAAGAACCGCCUGUUCCGUGUGUUUCACCGAUCUGCCCCGUUUAAUUGCAGGAAAAGUGGGUGGACAAUUCUGGGUAGCGUAUGCCGGCUGUGAAUCGCAGUACAAGGAUUCUGUGCAAAGAACUUUACGGCAGAUCGACGUGAUAAAACGACUGAUUCAGCGAUACCCGACCAAUCUACGAUUGAUCAGUGCAGCGGCGGACAUCGAGACUACGUGGAGAAGCGGCAAAAUCGCGUCUAUGAUAGGCGUCGAAGGCGGUCACUCCUUAGAGUCAAGUCUAGCGGUCCUUCGGCUUUACUACGAGCUCGGAGUACGCUACAUUACCUUGACUCACACAUGCAACACGCCAUGGGCUGACUCGUCGUCCGUAAAUGACGGAUCUGUGUACAAUCUGACGGAAUUUGGGCAAAAAAUUAUUCACGAAAUGAAUCGAAUCGGAAUGAUGGUCGACUUGGCGCACGUGUCGCAUCACGUUAUGAGAGAUGUGCUCGCGAUCACAAAGGCUCCCAUCAUAUUUUCGCAUUCGUCUGCUUUUGGUGUUUGCGCCAACUACAGAAAUGUUCCCGACGACGUUCUGCAUUCAGUCAAAGAAAACAAGGGUAUUGUUAUGGUGAAUUUCUAUAGCGGUUUCGUAAACUGCAAUUCUUCAAGAAAUGCUACAUUACAGGAUGUCGCAGAUCAUAUAAAUUAUAUCCGAAAUCUUAUCGGAGUGGACCACGUUGGUAUUGGCGCAGAUUACGACGGUGUACAUUCAGUACCGGAGGGCUUAGAAGAUGUAUCAAAGUAUCCUGAUCUGUUUGAUCGUUUGUAUGAGAGCAAAGAAGGUGAACCAACAUGGACCAAAGAGGACUUGGAGAAACUAGCUGGCAGGAACUUCAUACGAGUUUUUCAGGCUGUAGAAACGGUACGGGAUUCAUUAUCAUUCGAGCCGCCCCGAGAAGACAUUAUCAACGGAAAUGAAUUGUAUAUCGCGCAAAAGAGAGAAGGACUUAAGCCAGGUGAAUGCCAAACUGCGAAUGAAUGGAAAAACGUAAAUCCAGAUUUGAAAACUGAAUAGAAAAACUAAAUAAAGGAAUGCGAAGACACGCAAUAAUGAACUCCGUUGAUGAUUCAAAUUAAGUAAUAUUCUUUGUUAAAAUACUGAUAUUUGAAUCAACGCAAUUUAGUUCUUUUUUCUCCAGAAGAUCACUAUUAUGUAAUAUUUUUGUCAAGCAGAAAAGUAAAAAUAAUUUACUUCUUAUAUAUAUAUAUA